Molecule: messenger RNA, 6839 nt
Organism: Caenorhabditis auriculariae
Lineage: Eukaryota; Metazoa; Nematoda; Chromadorea; Rhabditida; Rhabditidae
Source: the annotation of a GenBank genome assembly
AUGAGUCCAGCGCGCAAAGGGAAAGAGGUCCCGGAUAAAAAUGCGUUUCCGAUUGAUCCAUUGCAAAGUCUGAUUGGAGAGAAAGUAGAGGUAGUUUUUAUAUAAACUUUUGUUUAAACGGUCUCAUAGUUACAGUUAAAACUGAAAGGGGAUGAGUCCACCAAAAUUUGCGAGCUGUUUUCGGUAGACCCGAACAGCGGAGGGAUCGUCGUGUUGCAAGUAAAGCAAAAUAUUUGUAUGUAUUUCUGUAAUUUUUCUUUCAUUUCAUAAGUUUCGAGUUUUUCUCAGCUUCUUCUCCGUAUCAGUUUGUGCCAGGCAGUAUGAUUGAUUAUGUCAAACGACAUGAACAGCGACAAACAGACAAGUUUUCUUCGUUUCUUUAAUUUUUUUCUCGAGUGUUUUUCGAGAGUGAAAAUAUUUUUUAUCGGCCUUCGCUCAACAAAAUUGACUUUGACGACCUGGAGUUUGCCGUUGGCCACCCUGUGAAGGUAAUAUCUGUAUAUUCAUGAAAAUAUAGUCUCUGUAGGUUACACUUGCUCGGCUAGCGAAUGAGGACGCGUCGGCCAUAACUGGCAAUCUGUUCUGUUUCGACGCGGCAAGCGGCAGCGUCGGUCUGGCGCGUUACUGCGACAACAACCAUGGUUUGUAGUCCUCAGCUCAGUUGUCUCGGUUGAGGCCCGAAGAAUGUAUUAUUUUUGCUGUUUCCGAUCAGUUUUUAACAGAAUCCGUAAAAAAAAGUUAUGAUUCAAAACUUUUCACAGUAAUUUUUUAAUUUUUUGAACGUUCGUAGUGUUGGUAUAAUUCCAAUCAUACUUAAGCCACGAUUUGUAAAGUUGGCUUUGAUCUUCCUUAUGAAGCUCCUUUCAUCGCGACAGGAAAGAAUUUUCAUAGGUUUCUAUAAAUAAUAAAUAGAAGAAGCGGGUACGUUGAUGCUCAUGAUCGAACUUAUUAUCAUGUGAAAUGUGUCUUUCCAAAUUUUUUUGCCAUUCCAGAAGAAUUUUGUGGUUUUCUUUAGACCCUAAACGUUUCGUCAUCGUGCCACGAGCGCAAAUCGCUAACAUCACGCGUCAAGUUCAGAGCGACUCGUCCUGUCGACCGUUUUUUUUCUUUUUUCUUUGGACUCUUCAGCUGUCAAGAGAUUUCAGAUACUCCGCCGAUUUCGAAGGAACUGUCGAAAGAUGUCUCGGCAAGCGCGAAAAAGACGAAAGGAUCGGGUCUCCAACUCCUGACAGGACGUUGGUUUAUUUCUUUCCAUGUUUUUUACCGGAGACGGGGAGAAAAAGUCGCAGAGCUAGGGACCGGUUGAAUGAAUAUCUAUAUUCUUACAAGAGGAAUAUAGAAUAUUUACUGAACCGGUUCCGAUGCCCGCUGAUUUUGGAAGUUGGAAUGAAGAGGCGGAGGGGCUGGCCGGCUCCGUUGCGAAGGAAACGGGGCGUCCUUGGAACCAUCUCAUCACUUUGGAUGAUCAAAACUCGAGACUAAGGAAAUCGCCUUUUCUGUUCUUAGUAAGAAUAAGCUGCGUUGCCAUGGAAGCGCCUCCUAAUGAUAAUGAAAAGACGAAUCUCUUGGAAAGUUGCGCUAUCCGACAGAGUAAGGAAAUCUUGAUGAGAAUGAACGUGAGAAACGCUUUCUACAAAAAGGAAGUUAACUUUGAACCAGAGGUGGAGGAUUGGGAAGGCAGCCCAUGGCUUGGCGGCCAAGCCAAGCCAUUGGGCCAAGUGAUAGAAAUGAGUCAUUGACUUACUAUUGAAAAAGUCAUUUCUGCUUUUGGGCGUUUAUGGCUUGGCAGGCAGGGCCAGUGGGCAGCCAUCCUCCACCUCUGCUUUGAACUACGGAUUUCGGUUUGAAUUUCAUUUCAUAGUUCAAUCUCAAUGUGUUUUCUUUACUGGAAAACGUUGCUAUCCGAAAGAGUCUGUUUUUAUUUGAAGAAGGAAAAGUUUGAGAGCAUAAUUUUUCACGAAUAGGUUUUUUUCUUUUCCACAGUUAAAAAAAAUUAUUACGGUCAUCGGCAAAUCGAGAAAGGGCAUCACGAUACUCCCUCAGGUAUGGGUCUGAAGUCAAACGAUGGUGUCUCGAGUAUACCUCUGAGAAUUUCGAGCAAAAUGAGCUAGACUUGAGGUAGACUCUCAAGGACCUCCGGUAUGACUUAGGGAGAGCUAAAAAGGUAUGCUGGAGUUCUCACGAUGGACAUAUUAUGGGGUCUUCCAUUUUGAGAUUUCUGUUUGUGGACACAUUAUGGUGCUCUCCCGAUUCGCCUGUGCAAGAUAUUCGCAGGGCAAUAAUCGAAAUGAUGAUGCUUCUUUUUUCUUGAGAAUGUUUAACUUCUUUUUUUAAAUGGGUAAUGCUCAUAGAAUAAAACAUAUGAGUGAAAUCUGAUGAAUCUUGAUUUCCUGUAGAAUUUAUGCGCAGUUUUUUUGAAAAAGGUUGGAUCAGGACUAAAAAGUAUUUCAGAAACGAGCAAUCGCGACGGGAAUUUUCUGGAAGUCCUACACGCAAAGAAAAAAAACCAUCAGGAUGCGAGUUGGUGAGUAUAACCUCGCUUGUCAUUUUGCAAGGUUUGUUAAAUCUUAGAAGCGGUGAUUUCGAAGUUUCAUGUGAAAAGGAGGUAAUAUUAGAGAUUUUAAGAGAAAGAUUCAAACUUUAGAAACGCUUUGAAAAUCUUAACAUAUGAUUUACUCAUCUGAAGUAAAAACUUUCUCUACAGCCGAACUGGCCUUCUUUCGCGCUUCAAAUGGCUCAUGUCGAAAUCGCAGCGAAUCGCCACCGAAUGAUUGGCCGUUUGAUUGGCCGCGCAGAAUAAAUUUGCUAAACUAUACUUUUUUAAUUUUAAACUUCUUUAUUUACCCUCCGAAAGUUUAUUAGAGAAAAUACUCACGUAAGGCGGCGAGUAGUUGUGUGCAUUGGCAGGGGCCGCCCGUUUUUGUGGAGAUUUGGAACGGUGCUCGACGAGCUUUUUCAGAAAAGAGGUCAUUCAAACGCUACCGUGCCUCUCUGAAAAUAUGGCUUGUUGAUCAUUUAUUUUUACAUUUCCGAGUUAGGACCACAGUUUCCGAAUGAUUCUUCCGACUCGAAUCGUUUCAAUUUUUUUAUUCUUGUAUAGAACAGCGAGUAGAAGAGGAACCAAUUAAUUUGUGUAGUUCGCAAUGAAGUUGAGAUUACGAGGAUUUAUAUUUAUUUUUAGAAAUAUCAGAAAAUUUUUGCUGCUAAUGUUCUAAAUAAUUAUCUUUGAAAUGUUUUGUUUUCACCCUUGGAUGAAACAAAGGUCAGAUGUGGGACUUGAUGCUUUCAAUUUCACAAAAAAAAGGUUUCGAAGUUCGAACAAAGCUUGCUCGGUUGCUGGUCUCUCUGAAAACAUGAUGCUUUGAAGAAACAUCUCGGCAGAUCGUCGUAAAAGUUGAUGGGAGAGUAGAGCCCAAGCUUACUUUUUUCACUAAAAAUGUUGAAAUUCAAUUUUUCUGAUAAACUUUUAUUUUUUUCUUCUGAACAAGAUAUUAAUUAUCAGGUAUCAUUAAAGUCAGUUUUUUUAAUAUUUGUUUAACUUUGAUCGAAAAAUAUAUAUAAAUUCUAAUGAAUCAUACAAGAUAUUAUUACAAAUCAAAAACGAGUUUAGUAUCCGCUCGCCGAAAUUUAGUGCAUGCUCUCCUAAUUUAUCCACGUUGUAAAAAUUACUACAAAGACGCCUGAGCCUCUUCUAUUCACAAACUUUUCCGCUAAUCGUGAAGGCCGUGGACAUUUUCUUGAGACCAAUUAAUAAAUACAGUUUUCGUGGCUUUACGAGCUUAAGAAGAUCGUUAGAGGAUUACAAAGUCAUCUAAAAUAAAGACAUAAAUAAAGAUUUAUCGAUUGAUGUAUAAAAAGCGUGUUGGUUAUUAAAAGAAUGGCGGAAAAAUCAAUGACGGAAAUGAGAAAACAAGGGAGCUGGAGCGGCGACGAGGUGAUGGCGCUUGUCACCGACAGUUGCAGCAUCGCGGCUCCUUUGCCGCGAUUCGGUCUCUUACACCUGCCACCCUUCGAAUGGAAGAAUUUCUUUUUUUUCGCCAGCGACAAGUGGUCGACCACAACGCUCUCAUUACAACAUCCAACACCAUCCUUUGAUACAUUUCUUUUUUUUUCUUCUUCAAAAUGAACGGACUCAAACUUUCUGGUUUAGCAAAAAUGUAGAGGAUGGAUUUGAGUUGAAAGUUAAGAUCUAAAAGCAUGUUUUUCGAGAGUUUUUUACUUUAUUUCCGCUCUAGCGAAUUUCUAUCGCAACGAAACUUUCCCAUCAUAAGUUUGACUUUAUCUUCAAAUUUAAUCGGAGAUCGCAGGAAAGAUACAUUUUAGAACUACUGCCAGUCUACUGGUUCUAUUUGGUUUUUGAGAGUUCAGAGGAUGUCAUUCCAUUUAACGGAGUUUAGGAUAAGAACCAUGAAAGACAAGCGUGCUGAUAACAGAGAAGCACAUGGGACGCUGAUAACGUUCUUCGAAGACUCCACUUUUGGCCGACAUGAAGCUCGUCGUUUUGGUCGCACUCGUGGCAGGAGCCGUGGCUCAGCAUUGUAACACCGGCGGUAUUUAUAACGAGCAGUUCAACAGGUUUUCCACUUGUCGUAUUAGCAGUUAUCACUAAGAUUUCAGUUUUUCAGAGUUAGAUUUGGUCAUUCAGUUUUAAAACUUGCGUCAAACUUCUCAAAACAAAGAUUGAAAAAUAAUUAUCAUCUUAUUAAAUUUAUUGGAAACGUUUUUCCUUCUCCCAGUCAAACAUUUUUUUAAAAUUCAGUUUUUUUCUUAAUCAUAUUUUUUUCACAUGUGAUUUCUAUAGCCUGUGUACCACGACUUGGAAUUUCACGAAACGACAUUCCGCUGUGCCGCUGCGCUCCUUUGCGAACCUCGGUCGCGCUUUUAAUUUUUUUUUUUCCUUUCAUUAAGGUACUCUACUUUUAUGUGCUCCCACAGCAAUAACAAUCAAUAGAAAACGUGACCUAGAUUCGAAAGACGCUUCGCGAACGCACGCAGAGGAACAGCGGAAUGUCGUUCGGUGAAAUUUCAAGUCGUGGCACACAGACUUUUUCAUUUAUUUUGCCACAGCUCUUAUUAUUAAGGAAGGCAAUUUAGUGCGUGACAUGUUUUGAAAAACAAAUCUUGCAGAUGCUAUCAGUACUUCACUGCACCGGCUGAGUUUGAGUUUGCCGACGAGCAAUGCUCCAACCUCGGCGGUCACCUAGCCUCCGUCACAAAUGGUCAGGAAAACGCCCUGAUCAACGGUAAUUCAUCUCCUUUUGCUGAGAGCUACCUUCCGUUCAGCUAAUGCUGCGCAAGCUUUCCAAAAGUCGAACUACACUGAUUUCUGGAUCGGCGCCAACGAUCUGGCGACUCCUGGACAGUGGCAAUGGACUGACGGAUCCAACUUUGCCUACUCCAACUGGGGACCAUGUGAGUUCACAGUAUAUUUAGAAAGUUGUGAAUUCUCAAGUAUAUUGAGAAUGAUGUAAAAAGGCAGGCGACUUUAAAACGGGCGAAUUUUUCAGCACAGCCCCAAGACGGCAGCGAUUGCGCCACUCAGCAAGUUUCCGACGGAUCUUGGUCGACGUUGGGAUGCACAGUCUACCGUCCUUACGUCUGUGUCACGCCUCCUCUCCUAAUCUCCACUUGUCCGCCUCAAACGACGCCUGUCCGUGAGUUCUGACCUCUCGAGUACUGGUCUUACCGAGUCUCAGCCACGACGUGUCCCACUCCGCCGCCUUGCACUCAGAGGACCUGCGUUCCUUCUUGCGAAAUCGAAUGGACUUACUUCCCCAUCACCGACAUGUGCUACAAGGUCUGUUCUCGAAAUGAACUUUCUGGAUAAUUUUAUCCAAAGCCGCCGAGGUUUUUCACGAAUCUGCAGUAUAUCAAGAAAUAUACACAUUUUUUGAUUUGCGAAACCAUUUCAGUGGAUCGACGAAUCCUCACUAGAAAGAAGUUGGGAAGCAUAUUGGCUAUUGGAAGCCCAAAAAAAAACAAAAAAAUUGGAUUUUUUGCCUACUAUCCUUUUUUUUCUGGAAAAUAGCAACUCAAAAAAAAAUUCCUUGUGAAAUUUUCACUCAAAAGGACUGUUUUCAUAUCGAGGCUUCCAUCUGAAGCAGAGUCUCCGGGCUCAAGCUGCGCCUUUAGCUAUUUUCUGAGACGCAACUUAAAGGAAUACGCGCAUAAAAACGAUUCGAAGGAUCGUAAGAAAUGCUCUCAACUCAUCUUUUGACUACACUUCUGGACUGCUUUUUUGCUUAAGGCGAUUUUCCGAUGUUUUUUGAGAGCUUUUUUCAACCGCCUAAUCGAUUACAUCAACGAAUAAAACAACAAGAAUGGUUGAUUGAUUGACAUCGAAACCGUGGACAUAUCCUAGACGUUCUUUGGCAUGAAAUGGGACGAUGCCGAGGCGUUCUGCGUCGGUCAGCAUGGUCACUUGACUUCAAUCCACACAGAGGCUGAGAACACGUUCGUCGCUAGUCAGUUUUCGAUUGGAGUGUCGGGAAGUUAAGUGAAUGUCUUCAGAUAUGGCGAAGACUGGCGUGAAAGAAGGAAACCCGAAAGACCUGUGUUGGAUUGGAAUGCACAAGGUCAACAACGACUGGGUUUGGACGGACGGAACCAAGUCCGACUACUUCAACUGGGCGCCCAAGCAGCCAGACAAUCCGAAUAAGGAGUUCUGUGUUGAGGUUUGCUUUGAUAAACCUUCCCCGGAAACUUUGGAAAAUAAAAAUGGCCGAUCUUUACAGACUGCUCCUGAUUUGUCCCAUGACAAGUGGUUUGAGAACUGGAACAACGAGGAAUGCAACACUGUCAUGAGAGCUUUCAUCUGCAAGAAAAAUUCCAUCCAUUAA